AUGACUUUCUUUCUUUCUUUACUUUUUUCUUUCUUUCGUUUUUCUUUUUUCUUUCUUUCUUUCUUUAUUUUUUAUUUCUUUAUUUUCUGUUUGUUUCUUUGUUGUUUCUUUUUUCUUUUUUCUUUCUUUCUUCUUUUCUUUCUUUCCUUCUUUUUGUUUCUUUCUUUUUCAUUCUUUCCAUCUUUUUCGUUCUUUUCUUUCUUUCUUUCUGUUUUUAAUUUUUCAAAUUUUUGUUUCUUUCUUCUUCUUUCAUCCUACAUUAAUAGAUCACUUCCUUUCUUCCUUCAUUUUCCUUCUUCUUCUUCUUGUUCUUAUUCUUGGAAUAAAAUUUCUUUCUUUCUUUCUUUCUUUCUUUCUUCACCCUUAAAAUUUCUUUCUCUCUUUUUCUUUUCUCUAUCUUUGACAGAUCCAUUUCUUUCUUUCUUUCUUUCUUUCUUUCUUUCUUUCUUUCCCAAUUUUUCCUUCUUCUACUUUUCCUUCUACAUUUCAUUACAACAGAUUUAUUUUUCACCACUUUCUUUCUUUUUUCUUUAUUUUGCCUUCUUUAUUUCUCCACUUUCUCGUUCCUCUCUGCGCUUCUUCUUAUCUUAUAUUAAUGGAGAAUUUAUCCUUUCUCCUUACAUCAAUUUUUUCUUCGCUAUUUCGAAGCUUUUCUCUUCUUUCUUUCUUUUUUUCUUUCUUUCUUUCUCACUCAUAAUGAACAUUUUUACUAAUAUCUUUUUCCUUCUCUUCUUUUACUUGUUGUUUUCCCUUCCAGUACGAUGUCAAAGUUAUUUUCUUUCCAUCAAAAAAAUUUCUGAUUUUCAUUGCUGUCCUCAUUUUUUUUCUUUAUUGGUUUCUAUCUAUUUAGCACACGUCUUUUUAAAUUAUCUCUCUCCACUUUUUUUCUCAUUCGCUUUCCUUUUUUCCCUUAUUUCUUCUACAAUUUCUUUUUUCUUUUCCUUCUUUUAUCUCUGUUCUCAAAACCUUUCUUACUUAUAUAUUUUUCUUUCAUUGAUUUUCGUUCGUUCUUCUUUAUCCUUCUUCUUAUUCUUCUUCUUUAUUAAUCAUUCCUCUCAUCCUUCUUCUUCUUCUUCUUCUUCUUUAUUAAUCGUUCCUCUGCCCUUCUUCUUUUUCUUUAUUUAUCAUUCCUCUCAUCCUUCUUCUUCUUCUUCUUCUCUUCUUCGUCAUCUAUAUUAA
Messenger RNA from Acanthosepion pharaonis, 1179 nucleotides. Lineage: Eukaryota; Metazoa; Mollusca; Cephalopoda; Sepiida; Sepiidae. The record is from the annotation of a GenBank genome assembly.